AUGGUGCAAAGAAACUAUGUGUCUAACCAAAAUGGACAAUCGCCUUUCUAUCGCCGCCUGAGGUUGAAUUUCGUCGGCCACAGCAAGCACCUAUUGCAUGGCAUGAAAACUGCCUACGAUGAGUUUACCGGUAACGAUGAAAUCAUUGAGUGCCAAAAAAAUAUGAACAAGAUUUUGAACGAAUUUGCUGUUUUAAUGGAGGUACGCAACGCUUGCGAGAGCGAAUUAAUCGACGUUAAAAGCAAGAUCGCAGACGUACAUGCUGCUCAGCAUGCGAUCAGUCGAGAGGAUGAUAAAUUCAUGGAUCUUAUAAUCAAAGAAUUUAAGCUUUUUUCAGAAAAACAGCGCUUGGAGAGCCAAGUAGACAUCAUAAACCAGAGACAGCAAAAACUUUUCCUGCGGUUUUCGCUUGUCAGCAAUUAUAUGCACACUAAGGAGCGCCAGAAGGCUAGUAUUGAGCGUCUGGUCAAACUAGGCUUAGUGGCGAUUGCAACGUUCUUUUGAUUUCUGGGAAACACCGGCUACAAUCUUAACAACGAUGCUGCCAUAAAGAAGCACAUGGACAAACAGUCGAUGAUGUUAAGCAAAGUUUUAUAUCACAUCGAAGAAGAACGAUCAAGCAAGGCACAGGAUAAGGAGUCCUGUGCAAGCUAUCUUUACCGACAACCAGGUCGGUUUUACGGAUAUAUGUUUCGCAAACAAUCGAGCGAAUCAUGGGGAAGCAGUUUGUCUCGUCAGCCGGUUCGACUAUACCGGUAUUUUUUCCAAAGAAACAGUGAGGAGAAAGCAUUGCUGUUUCAAUAA
Molecule: messenger RNA, 804 nt
Organism: Anopheles nili
Lineage: Eukaryota; Metazoa; Arthropoda; Insecta; Diptera; Culicidae
Exons: 2
Source: RefSeq, a predicted model, not a curated record